Molecule: messenger RNA, 2402 nt
Organism: Nymphalis io (European peacock)
Lineage: Eukaryota; Metazoa; Arthropoda; Insecta; Lepidoptera; Nymphalidae
Gene: CycB
Product: G2/mitotic-specific cyclin-B
Exons: 7
Coding region: 189-1697 (502 amino acids)
Biological process (GO): mitotic cell cycle phase transition; regulation of cyclin-dependent protein serine/threonine kinase activity
Cellular component (GO): cytoplasm; cyclin-dependent protein kinase holoenzyme complex; nucleus
Molecular function (GO): cyclin-dependent protein serine/threonine kinase regulator activity
Source: RefSeq, a predicted model, not a curated record
UGAGCAUGCAAGAAAUAACUGAUCAUUCAGCAACCAUCAAUUGUGUAACUCUUAGCAAGUUUCGACGAAUUUUAUUAAAGGCAGCUAGUUAAACAGUUACUAUUGCUUUUUUUAAUAUUGUUUGAUACAGACUUAUCGUAAAUCAGUAAUUGACUGUGGCUUUUCAGCCAUAUAGAAUAAAUUGUGAAAUGGAGAUUCAGGUCAGACGGCAACGAAUGGCGCAGAUUCAGGAUCAAGAAAAUGUGUAUUCCAAAAAAAUUAAUGUUGUUAUGCCAACGAAACGGCAAGGUUUGUCUGUUCGGGGUGCUCUAGGAGAACUGAAUACAAAUGUACAAGUUCAACGUGAUGUAAAUGUUGGCAAAGUAGCUGUUGCUGCCGCCGAAUUUGAGAAGAAAGCUACUGUUAAUCGUGGUAUUGUCCGAAGUAACUACAGUCACGUGCAAUCAAAAGUGAACACUGGUUUGGCUGUUAAAACUGUUAUUCAGCCCUCUUCAAGACCACCAUUGAGACGUGAAGAAAGUACUGCAGCAUUGGCAGCCCGUGCUGUUGUAAGAACCAGGGCAGCUCUGAAAGAUGUUCAAAAUAAGCCUCAUUAUGUUAAAGAAACAAACACUCUACAAGCUAAGAAAGUCACUCAAGAUGUCAAGAAGCCGUCUAAGUUGAUUUCUCUUAAAGAUAAUGCUAAUAAUAAAGAAAAUAAAGGCUUGCUAAAAUCAAUACCCAAGGAGCCAACAGAGUCAUUGGGCAAGCUUAAAUUAGUUGAAAAUGAUGACAAUUUAUCAGUAGGAAAGCAAGAAAAUAUUGCUGCUAAAAUUCUUUCUCCACCAAAAUUACCUGAGGACAUUGAAGACAUUGAUGCCAGCGACAAAAACAGCCCCUUACUUAUGUCAAUUUACAUAAAAGAUAUUUAUAAGUACUUAACACAGCUUGAAGAAAAAUAUCCAAUUGAAGAAGAUCACCUAAAAAAGCAGACUGUGAUCACCGGUAAAAUGAGGGCUACUUUGAUAGACUGGCUGGCUGAGGUUCAGAGACAAUUCUCGUUUGUUCUAGAAACAUUCCAUUUGACUGUUGGAAUUAUUGAUCGUUAUUUACAGGUGGUUCCCAAUGUACAAAGGAAUCAGUUGCAACUUGUUGGUGUAACAGCAAUGUUUAUUGCUAGUAAAUAUGAAGAGAUCCACGUACCGGAUGUAAGUGAUUUUGUCUAUGUGACGGACAAUGCAUAUUCAAAAUCUGAUGUAUUCCAGUGUGAGAGGGAAAUUAUGUCGAAGCUUGGCUUCUGUCUUGCAAGACCUAUACCUUUAAGCUUUUUAAGAAGAUUCGUCAAAGCUGCACAUGGAACGUCUAAAAACCACCAUUUAGCAAAAUACUUCGUUGAUCUCAGUCUCGUCGAGUAUUCCAUGGCUCAUUACAGGCCGUCAGAACUAGCUGCUUCCGCGAUUUGUCUCUCACUGUACCUGCUUUCUAGUAAAAAACUAUCAGAUGUCUGGACACCGACAUUAUCGUAUUAUUCUGGUUAUAGUUUAGAGCACAUUGUUCCGAUUAUGGUGAAGAUAGCUAAAAUUGUAAUAAAUGUUGAAAAUUCGAAACAUAAAGCAGUGUACAACAUGUAUUCAGAUACGACCGUCGCGAAAGUGUCCAGCCUGCCUCAGUUGAAAGGAGACGCGAUAUACGAGUUAACAAAAAUCACUUCAUGUUAAUGGCACAUUUUUGGACAUUGUUAGUUGUGUGUCUUUAAUGUGGUAUUAGUUAUUUAUAAUCAGUAACCAUGGACUGAGUUUUUGAUGUAAGGUUUCUUAUAGGUACCUGUUUGUUUGAUUAGGAUUAAUUUUAAACUUUUAGAUGUAGUUUUACGACUGUGAGAUUUCUUUGAAAGUUAUUGACAAUUUUUAUUUAUAUAUGCAUUAUAAAAAUAUCACAUUUGAGACAUGUUUAUUUAAAGUUUAAAAAUUAACAGGCAUUUUGGUAGGCUCGCAAAAAGUUGUAGAAAAAAUGCACUUUAUAUACCUAUAUAAUUUUAAAGUAAUAUACCUGUUUUCUUUAUCGACAUCAAUGAUCUAUAUUUAUUAUAUAUAAUUGUGCAGUGAGCAUAUGUGAGCCCAAUAUAUAAUAUAUUUUAGAUUAAUUUAUUUGUAUUAUAUUUGUUGUAUUGCGAAUUUCGGACGAGGUUUUAUAAAUCUCAGUUUAACACUGAAACAUGAAUAAGUUUUAUUCAAAGUUCAAAUUUAUUUCAAUGCUGUAUAUUUAAAGUUCAUUGCUUGAAUAUUUGGAACAGCUUAGAAUAAAAAUAUUCUAUAAAUAUUAUUUAGUGACAAUGGACCAAAACAUUGACAAUAUUUGACUCUGAAUAAUGUAAGCCAAGUUUUAAUUGUUUAGAUAGAUAUUUUUAAUAAUGUAAUUUGAUG